CUAUGAUCCACCAACACGAGUGAAACACGUCCGUGGGCCAAAGAGGAGAGGAUCGAACCGAUCUAACACAGACAGACAGACAGACAGAAAGAAACAGGCCGACCACACUCAGGCCUGAGGCAGUCAGGCUCUCCACCAUCACCCAUCACAUCAACAUUGGCCAAGGACAACAUCGUGAACACCCUCCUUGCGUACAUCUCCCCCCUCCAUCCGGAUCGUCAGUCUUGAAUCCAAUAACUCGUUCGUUGAUCCACCCUCUGACCCCAAAAUGACGGAGAAACGUCGUCUGAUCUUCGCCAUUGUCGAGUUCUUAAACCGAGAAAUGGCCUCGGAGGAUGAGCACUCGGAUGACGCCAAAGAGAGCUUAGAAGUGGCCUCGCAAUGUUUGCAAACGGCCUUUUGCCUGUCCACCGAGGACGCCCAUCUCCAAGUUAGCCAAAAGUUGGAGGCCAUCUUCGCUCAGGCCACCCAAGGCGAACCCCUCAGGAAGAAGGAUUCCCCGCCCCCCGAAGACAGAGAGAAGGCUGAACGCCUCAAAUCUCAAGGCAACGACCAUAUGAAGAAGGAGGAGUUUGAACAAGCCAUUGAGCUCUACACGCAAGCCAUUGAUCUGGACCCCAAUAACCAGGUGUUCUACUGCAACCGGGCCGCAGCUCACAGUAAAAUGAACAAUCAUUACGCCGCCGUGGAGGAUUGCAAGCGAGCGAUUGACAUGGAUCCCAACUAUAGUAAAGCGUAUGGACGCAUGGGACUAGCUUAUUCCAGUGUCGAGAAGCACAAGGAGGCCGUGGAAUGCUUUAAUAAGGCUCUCACUCUGGAGCCGGAAAACGAGAGCUACCAAAGUAAUCUGCAAUUGGCCCGCGAGAAACUGUCCACCACGGGCAGCCCUGGACCGGCCCAAAUCAAUCUGCCCAUGGGCGGACUCGACAUGGGUGGUUUCUUCAACAAUCCGGCCAUGAUGAAUAUGGCCACGUCGUUGCUCUCAGACCCUAACAUGCAAAAUAUGAUGGGUCAACUCAUGGCCGGUGGGGGUGGCAUGGGGGGCACGGGCCAAGCCGGCGGUCCCCCCAAUUCAAUGGAGGGCCUUUUGAUGGCGGGUCAGAGAUUGGCCGAACAGAUGCAGCAAUCUAAUCCGGAAUUGGUGGACAAUCUACGCCGGCAAAUGCAGGGCGGUGGGAACAACAACCCCGGUAACCCGGACGAAAACCAGCCUCCGCCGGGCACCCAAUAGUGACCGCAUUAGCCCACCAAUCGAUGGUCAUACUUUGAGAACGACGCGAGCGGAUGGGGAGGACAGCUUUGUCAUAUUCGAGAUCGUUUCAAGUCAGAUGCAUCACAGCCGAAGCUGAACUGUGUGGGACACGGUUAAGCGUUCCAGAGUAAAGAAUAGAAAUGAAAAGAAAUGGAACAACGCUCCACAA
This is a messenger RNA of Tigriopus californicus, 1421 nucleotides long. Its product is annotated as small glutamine-rich tetratricopeptide repeat-containing protein beta-like. The transcript has 4 exons. Gene Ontology annotation, biological process: post-translational protein targeting to endoplasmic reticulum membrane. Lineage: Eukaryota; Metazoa; Arthropoda; Copepoda; Harpacticoida; Harpacticidae. Gene Ontology annotation, molecular function: protein binding; molecular adaptor activity. Gene Ontology annotation, cellular component: membrane; TRC complex. The coding region runs from base 269 to 1231 and encodes 320 amino acids. The record is from RefSeq and is a predicted model, not a curated record.